Mercenaria mercenaria is the source of this 2492-nucleotide messenger RNA. RefSeq lists its product as uncharacterized. The coding region runs from base 73 to 1434 and encodes 453 amino acids. NCBI's taxonomy places the organism in Eukaryota, Metazoa, Mollusca, Bivalvia, Venerida, Veneridae. The record is from RefSeq and is a predicted model, not a curated record. The transcript is spliced from 11 exons.
UCUUAAUGUUUAUGUGUAGGGCUUUGCAAUGUUGUGUUAUUUUCGGAAUUAAAUAUUUGGAUUUAAAGUAGAAUGCACCAAAAGACGGCCGUCAAAACUUACAUAAUUCCAUUGGUAGUCUAUACAUAUAUGUGCACGUUUCUUCAGUCCGCAGAAGGGAAUGAUGACUGGCACUUUUACGGUGAAAAUAUAGCGUUCCAUAAAACUGCAAAUCAACUGCCUGAAACGUUUUUUGAUCAUUUAACUUCUGCUUACUCUGUGGCUUUUGACAAGUAUUAUCCCGCUAGUUUGGCCGUUGACGGAAAUACAGAUAGUUAUUUUAAACACGGGAGCUGUAGUCACACAACAGGGAAGUCAAUCGUUGAUGCAUCAUGGACGGUGGACCUUGGCAAGCCAUUUAACAUCACAGGAAUUGUUAUAUACAACAGAGACGAGGUAAAAAUCCGAUUAAAGAAUUUCCAGAUAUAUGGCGAUGACACCACAUUGAUUCACAACAGUGCUGGCACUGACGAAUAUAACAAAAACAUACUUACUUUUAAACUUGAUGGGUUGCGUUCAUUUUCUACUAUAACAAUACUACUUCCAAAACAACAUGGUCAUUCAGACGGAGGGAAUUAUUAUUUAACACUAUGUGAAGUUCAAAUUUAUGCAGCUCCACGACCUGCUUGCGAUGUAAGCCUAACAGACGUUACAAACGGUGAAGCACAGAUAUUCAAUUACACUGGCAGACUAAUUAAUCAUAAAUAUACUGUUGGUACAAUCAUUGAAGUACAUUGCAAGGAAAAAUUCCAUCCCGAUGUAUUAACACGUUUCGAGUGUCUUGCUUCAGGCAAAUAUAACUAUACAGUUCCAAAAUGUUUAGAUUCUCUUUGCAUAAUACCAAACAUUACGAAUGGCAAAUUUAUAAAUGUACUGUCAACAAAGUUUGACGUGGGAACAACGCUUCAAUUUAUUUGCGACAAGGGAUUUACAGCAGCAGCCUCGGAAGACACUAUAACCUGUGAAAAAAACUUUCAAUGGAACAUAACACCUGUGUGCCAAGAUUCUCUUUGCAUAAUACCAAACAUUACGAAUGGCAAAUUUAUAAAUGUACUGUCAACAAAGUUUGACGUGGGAACAACGCUUCAAUUUAUUUGCGACAAGGGAUUUACAGCAGCAGCCUCGGAAGACACUAUAACCUGUGAAAAAAACUUUCAAUGGAACAUAACACCUGUGUGCCAAGCUGUAUCUGACACUUCCAGCAGACACACAAUUGUGAUAAUUGUUGUGGUUGUAGUUGCAUUUGUGUUUGUGAUAACACUGGUAUUAGUAAUUUUCAUCUACAGAAGGAGACAAAGGCAACAAAAAGACCCGGCACCAGAUGCUUUAUAUACAGUUAGCACUCCUGCAAAAUUGCGGCGUAGCGGCGAGGUGCCAGGCACGAGGAUGACAUGAAGUAAAACAUGUAUUAAAUACCAAACAUGCAUGGAGACCAACUGUCUAAAAAAACUUUAUUUUUGAUUUAAACCUUUUACCUGUGAACAAUGGUCUGCUGGAAAAAAAGAACACAACUGAGCUCUCCUGAGCGCGGACUUACAUUAUAGUUUUCGAGGCAUGUGAGAUGAAAUGCAACGAUGAUUAAAUUUUGUAACCUAGCGUGAAAGUUUUGUUUGUUUUGAAGGAAGAAAAUAAUUCAUGAAAACUAUUGAUAAUAUAUAUAUAUAUAUAUAUAAUCGAGACUUCGUCGAAAAUGGAUUAUUAAUUUGGUAUUUUCCCUUUCAAAGGCUGAUACAUCAUAUAGUUUAGUAUUGAACAUGAUCCAAAAAGUAUGCAUAUUUAUCAAACUUAUUUUAACAAGACAUUUUCAUUUUCCUUACAACACUGUAAGUCAGGUCUGCAAUCCGUACGAGCACCACAUUUGAUUGUUUUAUAUAUUCAAUGGGAGUUGAUGCAGUGUUUAAUAAUCGUGUGCGAAAUACAGGCUAUAUUACAGACAGAAAAUCAAGGUAUACGUCAUAACAAACAUGUAUAUAUUUGUUUCAUGAACAUUUUAAAUAUCAGACAUAUAGAGUCAAGACUUUGGCUGUUAGAAUGUUGUGUAGUUAUCUACAACAUGAAGAAAAAAUAUACAAAGAAUCACUAAGAGAAAAAUUUUGUUUAUUAAUACUUAAAAGUUCAAUGGCUUUGUACGCAACAGUAACCGGUUAAAACACUCUAGAGAAGCUUUAGCCACUGACCAUUUUAAGGCCUAUCCUGUUGUUUUGUGUAUGUAUAAUGCUUACCCUCCCUUUUUCAACACUAUAUGUACUUUAUGUAUGCAUUUCACUAAGACUUGAAACUGAAACUGAAACUGAAACUGUUUCAUUUGAUUAAACGCCUAUUUUUACGCAAAACAUAUUCAAUGGCGUUUUACAAAUACAUAAAAAUACGACAAAAAUUAAGAUAUUUAAUGACAUAUAACAUAAAUGAGCAUAAAUACCAUUGUGAAUAAACUAUAUAGUAAGCAUUAAAAA